Emericellopsis cladophorae is the source of this 3168-nucleotide messenger RNA. RefSeq lists its product as uncharacterized. Bases 1 to 3168 code for a protein of 1055 amino acids. The transcript is spliced from 2 exons. The record is from RefSeq and is a predicted model, not a curated record. NCBI's taxonomy places the organism in Eukaryota, Fungi, Ascomycota, Sordariomycetes, Hypocreales, Bionectriaceae.
AUGAACAAAUCGAAGACCUGGAGCAACCGCCUCUCCUUUCUGAUGCCCUCGCUCAUUACCAACGAUCUAGAUUCUCAGUCGGGCUCCCUGCGCAGGAAGCCGAUAGUUGGCUCCACGAAGUCCGACCCCCCGACAAGUCCAAGCGUCACGAGCCCUGAUCCGCCUCCGUACAGAUUGCACGACCCCCAAAGCCCCGAACGAACGGGCCAGUUCACGAGUAACCACUCGCUACCGCUGAGACACAUCACUGAGGCACAAUCCAAUGGGUCACAAACGUCUUCGAUAUCCUCGAGACCAGGUUCCGAUUCUCUGCAGAGUCUUGGGCUGCCGCCCCUGACCGAAACGCCGAUGUCGUCUGCUUGGAUAACGACAGAAAUGCCCGCGCACCCCGAACAUGCACCACCGGCACCACCUUCUCCCAGGAUUGCCGCGGUCAUGCAGCAGGACUCAGCUUUGAAGACUGGCACUCAGCGGAGUUCCACGUCAACGACAGGUAGUGCUUCGAAGGAAGGCUCGCCGAGGCAGAAGCUGCACAAAGAGCUGCCGGAAAACCGAUCCCGUCGAAAUUCACUCAAAUCCAGUUCAAACCAUGCGAGUUUGCAGUCUGCUAUCCAUAGCCAGCCAGUGGCCUCCGACCAGCGAGCUCUGCGCAGCGUCUCAGCCCAGAUCCCGGCGCCGGCACCUGAUCCCAGCGACCCCAGGCCUUCUCGAGUCCCAUCUCUACCGGUUGUGCCCAGCGUCACAGCCACGCCUCCUACCGAGAACGCAAAGAGCCAAAGCCCAUCCCGCGGACGUCUUCGCCGCAGUUGGUUGCCGGGUGGAGGCAGGUCGAGAUCUAAUUCGGUGGAUGUGCAUGGGAAGGGUCCAAACACGCCGCAGGCAUGGGUCUUGACUGACGGGACACACGCCGAGUACAACCCUUUGCUCUUGCGAAAUGGCGAAAAGGUACCCGAGCUGUGGAAUGAGAGUGGCAAUAUCCUUGUGUACCUGUAUCCGCAGGCUAGCGGGUGCGGGCCGUCGUUCAAGGUGAUGGAGUUUACCGUGAGCUCGUCAUACGUCUUCAACGAGCUGAUGCAGACCGAUCGUGACAGCCUCUUUGGGACUAGAAGUCGUGCGAGAAGCUUCAGCGGUCGGAAUAGCUUGACGGCGGAAGAUGCUGGGCGCAUUCGAUCGCCUCCUAGCUCCCCUUCCGUCUCUGACUCUAAUACUGGAGACAUGAGGUUGUAUUUGCCGACUGCGCCCCCGUCAGCAGAUUCUGGGCAGUUGGCAGCGCCCGGGGAGGGGUCAAGUGAGGAACUGGACCGACUGAUCGCCAUUCGGAAUCUAUUUGCGUUCCUCACAGGGCAGCCUCUUGUGGCCACCAAGGCACGUCCUACUGUAUUCAAGGUCUUUCUCCAGAUCGCGACCCUGCUGGAAGAAUUCGGCUUUACGAGUCCGGAUGGCGCGACCUUUGGAACCGCUGUGGACCUAAGCUUUGAGUUCUACAUCGAUCAGCUCGGCCUAGCGGAUUGCCGCCACAGUCGUGAGAAGACGAUUGAGGCUCUCAUUCUCGGCGAACGCAUGCGGAACAUGGACCUAUACAGCGAGGCGUUUGCCCACGCAGCAGGCAAGUAUGCGGCCAUUAUGGAUCUAAAGCUGCCCCUGUACCAGGAGGUGAACCCUCAUACACGGCAGCAGCUUGAGCGAGCUCAUUUCGAUCUUCUUAAUCGUCAACACGGAGUGAACCAACAUAUCGAGCAGUUUGAGUUUCCCUCGCUGUUCGCCGGAUUGGCUAACUCGACAUCCAUUCCGGAGUUGCGCCACGUUCGCUUCAAGGUGUGGAGGAACUCGUUCAACAAGCUGCGGUCAUUCGUGCUCAGCCACUACAAGUCCACGUUUGGCAACUGGCCACCAAAAGCCAGCAGCAGCAAAAAUCCCUUUGCGGAAAGCGGGUUGAAUAGGCUGGUGCUAAAGAUGCUCUACUCGGACAUGUGUGCUUUGUACGACUUGCUUGUGGAUCGCGACCACCUGACAUCCAGAAUCAUGGACGAGGUGCCGGCCAUCUCAAAGGAGCCGGGCAAGAUGACGACUUCGGCUCUGCGCAACAUCAUGUCCGAGUUCGAUCGAUCCAAACCACCUGUUCUGCCACCUGUCCCGUUCGACCUCCCGCAAUUGCCUUCCAUGAGCUCUGUUCUCGAGACCUAUCCGACCCUGUCUGCCAAGGACCAGAUCAAGUUCGAUAAGGGCAUCAAAGAGCACGAGCUCAUCUUGAUCUUGAACAAAGCGUACAACUACGAUGCGAACACCGUUAAGCUGCCGUUUUUGGAAAAGUUUAAGGAGUUUGAGCUGCGCGAGGCCAAGGGCAAAAUGGCUCCCGACCUGUACGACCAACGCAUGGGCUAUUGGUUGUUUCUCUACGUGGUGAUCCAGUCAUUACCCAUGCUAGUCGUGGACGCUCCCGGCCUCAAGUUCACGGAAGGGUCUGAGUACUUUCUCUGCCAGCCACCCAUGGGUAACCCUCCGUGGAUUGAGGAUCGUCAGGUCAAGAAGAUGUGGUACGAAGUAGCUGGAGGUGGAGGUUUGGUGCAGUUAUCUACUGAUGCUGUACUGUUCAGCGUGGAAGCCACUUAUCACCGCAGUCACUGUUGGCUCGCUGCGAAGAAGUGGCAGGGGCUCGCCGAUCCAGAGCUAUCCAUGGAGGACCCGGGCUUGCCUGUGCUGGAGCCACCUCCGCCUAUGCCGCAGGAUGACGUGAUGGGCAGCGGUCCUCCCUCUGUCGUAGGCGGCACCUCGACGCCACCGGGCAGCGUCGCCUCGCCGCCUGUCACCCUGCUCCCACGCAAUCUAUCCCCAGGAGGCCCUGGAGGGGGCCGGACGAGUCGGGCCAGCCGGGCCAGCCAGGCCUACAGGUCCAGUGUGGCUCUUGGUCUCGAGCCUGUACCGAUGGAGCCGCCCAGUCUGUUCGGCGGCGGAAACCACGCACGCAGCUCUUCCUAUGGCCCCCGUCCCAUGAGCUCCAUGCUGGGGAGCAGGACGCGCUCGCAUGGGAACUUGGUCGGCGCUUUCCAGUCGUCACAACUCGGGUCGCCCACGUCUGAUCCGCAGGACGAUCCUAAUACCGGGGCCACGUUUGAUGACAUUCUGGGUCAGCCGGAGAAGAAGUCCACUAAGAAGAAGUUCUUCUUUUGA